CGAAGUUUGUUUGGGUUCCGGAGCAUUUCGGAGCGGAUUUUGCGUUUUAAAAGAAUAUAUUUCGCUAUCACAAGAUGUCUGAAACGGCUGCCCGGCUGCAGAGCCAGAACGAGGAGAUGGUGAAGAGCCUUGAAACGCUGCGCGAACAACGGAGGAAACUCGAGGAACGGAUCACCUCUCAGGAGCGUCAACGACAAAAAAUCCGGAAGGACAUCGAGGAUCUGCAACGAACACUGGCCGAACUGGAUGGAUCGAUUGCAGGGGACGAGCGUAGACUGGGCGAAUGCACGAAAUGUUUAACAGAAACAGAAAACGGAUACAGCAAGGUGGUGGAGACGCUGGAGUUGCUGCUGCUGUCCGCCAAGGAAAAAAGUUCCAGCAUAAAGAAGGAAUAA
Molecule: messenger RNA, 395 nt
Organism: Anopheles darlingi
Lineage: Eukaryota; Metazoa; Arthropoda; Insecta; Diptera; Culicidae
Product: Sjoegren syndrome nuclear autoantigen 1 homolog
Exons: 1
Coding region: 75-395 (106 amino acids)
Cellular component (GO): centrosome; ciliary basal body
Source: RefSeq, a predicted model, not a curated record